Molecule: messenger RNA, 1280 nt
Organism: Hippocampus comes (tiger tail seahorse)
Lineage: Eukaryota; Metazoa; Chordata; Actinopteri; Syngnathiformes; Syngnathidae
Gene: ntmt1
Product: N-terminal Xaa-Pro-Lys N-methyltransferase 1
Exons: 4
Coding region: 160-825 (221 amino acids)
Biological process (GO): N-terminal protein amino acid methylation
Cellular component (GO): cytoplasm
Molecular function (GO): N-terminal protein N-methyltransferase activity
Source: RefSeq, a predicted model, not a curated record
AGGGCGCCCGUGACGUCCCCUUUUCUGUCGGACCCAAAUAAGGAAAUGACGUCCAGCGUCAAGGCGAUGGUUGCAAAUAGAAAACUCAAGACCUGACCCCGGGACGGGUUGACGUGGGUUCGAGGGCUAACUGGUGCGUGGAGCUAACAGAGAACGAGGAUGGGUGACACAGCGGGAGAGACAAAGUUCUACUCCAAUGCUGAGGGCUACUGGAAGGAGGUUCCGCCCACAGUGGACGGCAUGCUGGGAGGCUAUGGGAAGAUCUCCAGCAUCGAUAUCAAUGGAUCCAAGGCUUUCCUUCGCAAGUUCCUCGGAGAAGGGGAAGGCAAGACAAGCGCCGGCUGCGCUUUGGACUGCGGCGCAGGCAUCGGCAGGAUCUCCAAGCGUCUGCUGCUGCCUCUCUUCAAGACGGUGGACCUGGUGGACGUGACGCAGGAGUUCCUGGACAAAGCAAAGACGUACCUGGGAGAGGAUGGCAAGAGAGUGGGCAACUACUUCUGUAGCGGCCUGCAGGAUUUUGUACCGGAGAGUGGACGCUAUGAUGUCAUCUGGAUCCAGUGGGUCAUAGGCCACCUAACCGACAACCACCUGGUGGAGUUCCUGCGGCGCUGUCAGAAAGCCUUGCGGCCCAACGGCCUCAUUGUCAUCAAGGACAAUGUUUCCUACGAAGGCGUGGUCCCGGAUGAGGUGGACAGCAGCGUGUGUCGAGACCUGCAAAUUGUCCGCAAUCUGGUGGGCAGAGCGGGUCUCAGCGUCAUCUACGAGGAGCAGCAAGUGAACUUCCCAAAGGAGAUCUACCAAGUCCACAGUCUGGCGCUCCGAUAAGAAGUGCUCCGACAUUUGAAAAGUGCCACUUUUUUUAAGAAGAUGGUUCUCGUCCACCGCCCUGAAACGAUGUGAUCGUGUUUACUACGUUUUGAGCAGAGAGGUUUGAUUCAUCUUGUCUGACCGUAUCUUUGCUGCAGGUUUUAUUUAUUUUUGAACACGUUUGUUCCAGGCUCGAUAAUCAGUCAGAUCCUUUUAACUUGAAGCGGACGGAGGUCCAUUGCGACCCCUUUUCCAAGAGGACUGCAGGUCAGAAACUUUUUGUCACUGACCAACAUCAUCUGCCUCUUUUAUCUGAAAGAUGAGAACACUUUUCUCAUUUACUUUAAACGCGGGCCUUCCGCUGAACAGUCAUUGCUUGAAUAUCACGCGUUUCAGACCACCGAAUGUUUUUCCACAAGAUGUUACAUACCAAGAUGUUUGCGACAUUAAAAAGCAUUCGGUUUCUCACUACA